AUGAAGGUAGUCAAAGGUGCAAGUACAGGAGAUAAAACUAGUUACAAUUAUUCUAAACCCACUCCUCCACCGUCUGUUUCAAUUGACGAUCAACUCGAUGAUACAGAUGAAGAUUGGCAGAUGUCAAAAGGUAAUCAUUCACAACAAAUAUCCCAUCAAACGACUAUAAAAGUUGUCUCACCCACUUAUGAAAUGCAAACAAAUGAAGAUAAUACUGAAACAUUAGCGAAACCACAACCAGUUGUACAGCAGACACGAACAUUAGCACAAAUUAGAGAACAACUUGCAUUAAAACGAAAAGCAUCCGCUGCUGCAGCUUCAAAUUCGUCAAAUAAUCAAACUUCUAGUUCAAUGGUUAAUAUUAUUAAAACAGAAUUAAUUACACAAAAUGAAUCCAGUGAACGAACGAUGUCAUCAUUUGCUACUCCUACUAAAAAUCAACCAAUAGGACAAGUUGCUACAAUCCUACCUUCAUCAUUGUUCACCAAUCAAUCAUCAAAUGAUUCUCUUCUUUUGAAUACAACUAAUAAUAAUAAUAAUAAUAAUAAUAAUAAUAAUUCAGUAACACAAUUUUUAUUCGACGAUUUUUCUGAACCGUUCGAUUCAUUUACUGCAUCAAUGAUCGACAAUAUCAGUGAAUCAACAACGAAUAAUCAUCAUCAGAGAAGUCCUCAAUUGCAACAAGAACAACCGAAAAAUAGUUCCAAUAGUCAAAUAACCCUUGAUUUCAAUAGUAUUUUACAAGAAUUAAAAUCUGUCGGUGAAGCACAUCAACCGGAACAACAAACAACUAUGAUCGUUGAAAAUAUCACAGCUAAUAUUAAACAACAAUCACAAGCAGAUACAAAUUCUAAUAAUACAGUGUCCUCGGUCAAAUACGAACCAUCGUCAUCAGAUGGUCUAUUUGCGUAUCUUUCAUCAGAUUCUGCCAUAUCAUUACCAAGCAUAAAUACAAUGAUGCUUUCAUCGAUACCCUCGUCAACUAUAGCGCAUUCACCUGUUCGUACGCCAAAAAAGAAAGGAACUAACGGAGAAAGUUUAUCGCCCAAAAUUAAAAAAGAACCUGGUGGAAUAAUUAAAGCAAAAACAAUUAAGAAAACUAAAAAAGAAACAACACUCAAUGGUGAAUCAUUACAACAAAUUUUAAUUAAAACCAAUGGAGAAUUUAUUGAACCGAUGCAUAUUGUUCUUGCAUCACCUGUUAAACCUCAACAAUCGACAACAUCCUAUUCACCAAUAGCACCAGCAACAAAUAAGAAGAAUACGAAUGAAUCAACAGCGAGUUGGAUGACAACAAAUAUUUCUCAAACAACAAAAAAUGCACAAGCACUUGCAUUAAAAGCCGUAGCAAGAAAUCAAGUAGCAAAAAUAAAUCAACAACAACAACAACAACAACAACAACAAACUAUGGAUACCAGCAAUUAUGAUUCAUCACGUCCAACUUUACUUCUAACACGAACAGGUUCUUCAUCACAACAUCAGACUUUACAAGCUCGUGUAAAUGCAUUUGUAGUAAAUAUGCCUCAACAACAAUCUGCAAAGUUCAAUCCUGCAGCUGGUACAACAUUAACACCACAGCAACAUGUCUUUUUACAGCAAAUAAUGCGUUGCGAUUCUUCAACAACAACUUCAGAACCAACAACAUCCAUAGGAAAUUUUGUACAACAACAACAGCCAAUUUCAACAUCUGUUCGUGUUCCAACCACCACAUCAACGACGACCUUUAUUUCACAACAGCAAGUUCAACAAUCAUCAAACGGAAUCGAUUCGACCCGAAAACAACAACUAUUCGAUGCACUGUCAGCAUCGUUAGCAACAAGUCGAACAACAAAUUACAAAUGCACUUGCGAAUGUAAACCACUAAUUGCUUGUAAAAGAUGUGGCGCAUAUUGCCACGAUGAUUGUAUCGGACAAACUAAACUAUGUGGCAAUUGUCUUGUUAUAGCUCCGUGUUAA
Molecule: messenger RNA, 1956 nt
Organism: Rotaria socialis
Lineage: Eukaryota; Metazoa; Rotifera; Eurotatoria; Philodinida; Philodinidae
Source: the annotation of a GenBank genome assembly